AUGAGUGUGGCUCUGAGGGGUAUAAGGGCGAGAUCCAGGCUCGGUGCCGGGCUGGCUCGAAGCUCGGUGUUGAGAUUGACUGCUCGUGGAUCGCUUGUGACAAUAAUGGACCAGAAUCGGUCGAACUCGACGUCCCAGCAGCAGCAACAGCAGCAGCAGUCGUCAAAUCCGCAAAUGGCAUUCCCAUGUCUCGAUAAAUUAGAGACGAGAACCAGUUCGUACGAAUUCGGUCCUGAACCGUCGUAUGCAAAAGUGGUUUCUGGGUACGAGGUUUAUCAUAGCAGCGAACGGCUUGAUCUCGACUACGGUGGGACCCUGCAAGAGUUCGAUAUCGCUUACGAGACUUGGGGGACACUGAAUAGUGAAAAGUCGAAUGCGAUUCUUCUUCAUACAGGAUUGUCUGCAUCUUCUCAUGCUCGAUCGCACGCAAAGAAUACGAAACCAGGCUGGUGGGAGAAGUUCAUUGGUCCCGGCCUCAGUAUAGACACUGACAAGUUUUUUGUCAUUUGCACCAAUGUGCUUGGUGGCUGUUAUGGAUCCACAGGCCCUUCGUCUAUUGAUCCAGCUGACAAUAACAGAUAUGCUACGAGAUUCCCUAUUUUGAGUAUAAAUGACAUGACUCGUGCCCAACAGAGACUAGUAACCCAGCAUUUGGGCAUCUCGAAACUGUAUGCGUCUGUAGGUUCAUCUAUGGGUGGUAUGCAAUCAUUAGCUCUUGCUAGUGAAUUCCCCGACCUGGUUGGCCGAGUGGUAUCUAUUUCUGGGUGUGCUAGAUCGCAUCCAAGUUCGAUUGCCAUGAGACACACCCAACGUCAAGUUCUCAUGGCAGAUCCAAACUGGAAACGAGGGUUUUAUUAUGAUGGAGUACCUCCUCAUGUAGGAAUGAAACUCGCUCGUGAAAUCGCCACUAUCACUUAUAGAUCCGGUCCAGAAUGGGAAAACAGAUUCGGUCGUGAUAGAGCUGACCCCAGAAAAGCGCCUGCAUUAUGUCCCGAUUUUCUUAUUGAGACGUAUUUAGAUCACCAGGGCGAGAAGUUCUGUUUGGAAUAUGAUCCCAACUCUCUUUUAUAUGUGUCAAAGGCCAUGGACCUUUUUGAUCUUGGUAAAACCAAUAGUGAAAGAACAAGAGCCACUCGGUUAGUUGCAUCUCAAAGAGCCCCUAGCGAAGAUUCCGGAGCCAACUCGCAAUGUAGUCUUCCUGAUACCCCCUAUGAAGAACAGCCACGGGAGUCUGCAAUUGUGACUGGCAAAGAUGAUCUCGUUCAAGGAAUGAAGACCAUGUCGCAUCUGCCCACACUUGUCAUCGGAGUGGCAUCAGACAUUCUUUUCCCAGCUUGGCAACAGAAAGAAAUCGCCGAGGUACUUCGUGAGGUCAGUCCCACACCCGAGCUGAUCCAACACCUCGAGCUCGGCAACGAUAUCAGCCUCUUCGGUCACGACACCUUCCUCCUCGACGUCGAGCAUGUCGGUGGCCCCAUCAAGAGAUUCCUAGAAUCAUAA
Molecule: messenger RNA, 1500 nt
Organism: Sugiyamaella lignohabitans
Lineage: Eukaryota; Fungi; Ascomycota; Dipodascomycetes; Dipodascales; Trichomonascaceae
Gene: MET2
Product: homoserine O-acetyltransferase
Exons: 1
Coding region: 1-1500 (499 amino acids)
Biological process (GO): L-homoserine metabolic process
Molecular function (GO): L-serine O-acetyltransferase activity; homoserine O-acetyltransferase activity
Source: RefSeq, a predicted model, not a curated record